UAGUGUUUCCGUCGCUCGACUCUCAUUUCGGGUUCUCGUUGGGACGUGGCUGCUGGUGGCCAUGGUCAUGGUCAACAGUUAUUCUGGCACUAUAAUUUCGUGUCUAACAGUUCCAAAAAUGAAACCGGCCAUCAACACAUUCGAAGAUUUAGUCACAAUGGAAGAUGCUAAGCUCAUUUUACUAGCGGACACCGUCAUUGCGCAACAGAUACGAGAAAGUAAAUCCGGAGCAUCGAAGAUUUUGGCAGAUCAGAUUCGAAAUAAUCCGGAUCAAAUAUCAAGCAGUCUAUCAGAUGUUAACAACCGCAUGGAAACUGAACGUUAUGCCUUUCCAUUCCUUCAAACAGUUUCCAACGAUUACGUCGCCAGUGACUUCAAGAAAACGGGAAAAUGUCGGUUCAAAACCACUGACCCAAUCACCAGCUUCCAAUUCUGGUGUUUCACUUUGCAAAAGAACAACAAGUUCACGCCGGUUUUUAAUGUUGCUAUGAUCGAACUCUGGGAAACUGGAUUGCCUCCGUUUUGGGUCAAAAAGGCCAUUUCAUCAGCUCCGAAAUGUUUCGCCAAAGCAAAACCUCGGGCGUCUUCUCGUCAAGUUCCCAUUCGCUUGAAGGACCUGACUGGCGCAUUUUUCGUUUUAGGCAUCGGUUUUUGUCUGUCGUUGUUGGCCUUUCUCACAGAAAAGAUUCUCUAUCUCAGAUCUAGACGUCAACUUCAAGCGCGCCCAUCAGCGUUGAACAGUCUCAAUCAGGCAGUAUAUAAUUGUAUUAUAAUAAAUCCAAACUAAAUUAAGUCUGUUCAAAAUCAGAUAAUGCGAGAAAAGCAAAACUGGAGUAGUUUUUAGUUUAAUACGCUUCAAUAAUAGCUUAAAUCUUUUUUCUUAACCAAUAUGACCCAUCCCUAUACCCAAUAUUGCCCCAAAGGUGACCCAUCCUAUUGUAUCUCUCCUUACCUAGCCUUAUUUCGUCACCUUUUCUGUAUUACGUUGUCUCAUUAGCUCAGUGAAGGUGACCCAUCCUACCUCUUCUGCGUAUUAUGUUGUUUCUCAUUUGCUCAGUGGCCUUGUGAAAGAUUAAAGGUUAGUGUUCUUUUCUUUAACUAUAGCAAUCGCGUUGUUUGUUUUGUCUAAAAAUCUUGUAAUUUCACAAAUUCUGUUCAACGUUAAUUAAAGUAAAAUAAAAGUAACUCGUGCCGA
Daphnia pulex (common water flea) is the source of this 1195-nucleotide messenger RNA. RefSeq lists its product as uncharacterized. The transcript is spliced from 4 exons. Gene Ontology annotation, molecular function: ligand-gated monoatomic ion channel activity. Gene Ontology annotation, cellular component: membrane. The record is from RefSeq and is a predicted model, not a curated record. The coding region runs from base 62 to 787 and encodes 241 amino acids. NCBI's taxonomy places the organism in Eukaryota, Metazoa, Arthropoda, Branchiopoda, Diplostraca, Daphniidae.